Erigeron canadensis is the source of this 1822-nucleotide messenger RNA. RefSeq names its product cyclase-associated protein 1-like. The transcript is spliced from 11 exons. The coding region runs from base 58 to 1740 and encodes 560 amino acids. Gene Ontology annotation, molecular function: adenylate cyclase binding; actin binding. Gene Ontology annotation, cellular component: cytoplasm. The record is from RefSeq and is a predicted model, not a curated record. Gene Ontology annotation, biological process: regulation of adenylate cyclase activity; cytoskeleton organization. Lineage: Eukaryota; Viridiplantae; Streptophyta; Magnoliopsida; Asterales; Asteraceae.
ACAAAAACACACACAAAUUAAACACAAACAGAACACAGAUCUGUUUGAUGUUUUCCAAUGGAAGAAAAACUAAUACAAAGAUUAGAGGCAGCUGUCGUGCGGCUGGAAUCACUGUCUGGCGGUCCUUCUCAGCCACAUUCUGUGGCAGGAUCAUCAGGCUCAUCAUCUGAUCCAUCCAUUCUCGCAUUUGAUGAUCUGAUGACAGAAUACGUGGGAAAGGUUUCCGCUUCAGCCGAGAAGAUCGGUGGACAAGUUAAGGAUGUUACGAAUGUUCUUGCUGUGGCUUUUGCCUCUCAGAAAGAUCUUCUUGUUAAGAUCAAACAAACUCAGAAACCUGAUGCAGGUGGAUUGGCGGAAUUUCUGAGGCCUUUAAACGAUAAGUUAACCGAAGCAAAUAGCAUGAGUGAAGGACGGCGUUCUGAUUUCUUCAACCACUUAAAAGCUGCUGCUGAGAGUCUAACAGCUUUAGCAUGGAUUGCAUAUACAGGAAAAGACUGCGGAAUGAGCAUGCCUAUUGGACAUGUUGAAGAAUGUUGGCAGUCAGCUGAAUUUUACAGCAACAAGGUUCUUGUAGAAUACAAAAAUAAAGAGCAAGAUCAUAUAGAAUGGGCCAAAGCUCUCAAGGAGCUAUAUGUACCAGGGUUGAGGGAUUACGUAAAGACUCACUAUCCUUUGGGACCUGUAUGGAGUGCUACUGGAGCUACUGUAUUGGCUCCAGUCAAGUCUUCUAAUCCAGGUGCUCCUGCUGCCCCAAAUCCUCCACCAGCCUCACUUUCAAACUCAGGGGCUUCUUCAUCUUCUUCUUCCGGCUCAAAGCAAGGAAUGGCUGCUGUUUUUCAGGAAAUUAGCUCAAAGCCCGUGACUGCUGGAUUGAAAAAAGUUACAGACGAUAUGAAGACCAAAAACAGAAAAGAUAGGGCAGGGUUUGUCAGUUCUGGUGAAAAAGAAGUCCACAAGAGCGUGCCAAACGUUGCAAAAGUUGGCUCUCCAAAGUUUGAGCUUGCUAUGGGUCGGAAAUGGGUCGUUGAGUAUCAGAUUGGCGUUAAAGAUUUGACUAUUGAUGAGUGUGACCCGAGGCAGACAGUUUAUAUUUUUGGCUGCAAAGAUUCAGUCCUGCAGAUCAAAGGAAAAGUUAACAACAUAACUGUUGACAAAUGCACAAAAAUGGGUGUUGUAUUCACGGAUGUUGUUGCUGCUUUUGAGGUUGUUAAUUGCAACAGUGUUGAGGUGCAAUGCCAGGGUGCAGCCCCUACCAUUUCAAUUGACAAUACAUCAGGUUGCCAGUUAUUUUUAAGCAAAGAUUCUCUAGAUUCUUCGAUAACAACUGCCAAGGCCAGUGAAGUCAAUGUAAUGGUGCCUGCCAAAGAUCCUAAUGGUGAUCUGGAGGAGCAUGCUUUGCCACAGCAAUAUAUUCACACUUAUCAGGAUGGGAACUUUGUUACAAACCCGGUCUCCCACUCUGGAGGGUUGACUGCACCUAAAAGUUUGAGGGAUUCGGAGAGUAAUGCUAAUUCCGUUAAUGAAAGUAAUGCCAACUACAUAAAUGAGCAUAAUGCCAACAACGUUGAUAUCCAUAAUGCCAACAACGUUGAUAGGCAUAAUGGCAACAACGCUAAUGUGCGUAAUGCCAACAACAUUAAUGAUCAUCAAUGGUUGUAUUAUAUGUUUGUAGUUUUACCUGUAGUGAUUGCUUUGAUAGUGGCCCUAUCACUAUCAUCGUCAUCAUCAUCUUCAUCUUGACCCAUUGGGUUAUAAUAAGUGCUAAUUUAUGUGGUUGGAACUUUGGAUGAUGGAUUUGCCUAAAUAAAACUUUACAUCUGAA